AUGGUGCGAGCCCGGCUCAACUGCAGCGGAGGCCCGCUCGCCGGAGCGCGGGGGACCGGAGACGCCGGGAGGAGGCGCCUACGGAGUGGAGCACGGCUUCUGCCUCAGCCAACAGCCGCCCGGGAGGCGUGGCCCGUCCCGUUCAGUCCCUCCCUACCUGCGAACCUUCCAGACUCCAGCUGGAAUGCCCGGAGGCAGGGACCCCCAGUGUCCCUUCAGAGCCAGGAGAGAGCACGCGAGCUAGACGAAAACAGGCUGGGCCGCCACUUGACCUUGAAUUGCCAAUGGGAAGCACCGUACCAUCCGAGUCACUCCAGGGACUCCUCCAGACGGAGGAGGAGCUUUCGGUCUCCGAGAGCCUGGCCGUGCGCAUGCGCACUCCCUCGGCGUCCAGGGGCCGCUCAGCGAUCCGUUUCCUUCCCCCUUUUCCUGGAUCGCGCGACUCCCCCAAACCCUUCCCAUCCCGUUGUCGCUGAGGAGCACCUCGCAGUUCCUCGGGAGGCGCCGCUCGGGCCUGGACGCGGCUGUACCCGGAUGUGGAGCCGCUCUCGCCCGGCGGGGACUCGGUGGCGGGGCGGAGCGCGGCGGCGUGCGCGGGGGCUGAGGGAAGCGGGCCCCGGGGCCCCGGCUCCGGCCGCUCGCCGGCCGCUAGCGCCGCUGCCCAUCGCGGAGCCGGCUCCCGGGCGUCCAGGCCCGAGUGAGCGUCCGGGGGCCGCUGAGGGCCGGCGGCUCGCCUGGCCUCCCGCUGCGCUCGCCGCCGCACCCGGGCGAGCCUCCCCCGGCCCUCCGCGCUCCCGGCCGGGGGAGAGCGAGGUUUGCUGGCGGCCGUCGCUGUAGCCCGGCCGGGGAGUCCGGGGCAAGCGGCAGAGCCCCCGCCCACGACCGCUCGCCCUCGGCCUGCAGUCCAACGCCUGCGAGCCUCCGCGGGCGGGCCUCCAGUCGGAGCGGGGGCCGCGACGGCCACGGCCCGGCCCGGGCGAAGGGCUGCUCGUGGACCGCGCCGCCGCCGCCCCGGUAAGUCGGCCCCACGGCCCGCGGGGCUCGCUGCCGCCCCCGCCGGCGUCCAGAGUGCGGCCCGGGCCCAGUUCUCUCACGAUUCCCCCGCCGGCGGCGGCGCCCACCGUCCGGGCCCCAAUGAGUAACUCCCGCAACAACCGAGUGAUGGUGGAGGGGGUCGGCGCCCGCGUAGUGCGCGGCCCGGACUGGAAGUGGGGCAAGCAGGACGGCGGCGAGGGCCAUGUAGGCACUGUCCGGAGCUUCGAGAGCCCGGAGGAGGUCGUGGUGGUGUGGGACAACGGCACGGCCGCCAACUACCGCUGCUCAGGGGCCUACGACCUGCGCAUCCUGGACAGCGCGCC
Mus pahari (shrew mouse) is the source of this 1358-nucleotide messenger RNA. Its product is annotated as translation initiation factor IF-2-like. The coding region runs from base 1 to 837 and encodes 278 amino acids. The record is from RefSeq and is a predicted model, not a curated record. NCBI's taxonomy places the organism in Eukaryota, Metazoa, Chordata, Mammalia, Rodentia, Muridae. The transcript is spliced from 2 exons.